Molecule: messenger RNA, 1769 nt
Organism: Stylophora pistillata
Lineage: Eukaryota; Metazoa; Cnidaria; Anthozoa; Scleractinia; Pocilloporidae
Product: MORN repeat-containing protein 5
Source: RefSeq, a predicted model, not a curated record
AAGAGGCGCAUCUUACUACCCUUCAAAAGUAAUAUUUCCAGGAAAUGUUAAUGGAUUGUAAAUCUGAGUCAUGUUCUGAAUUUAUAAACUGUCUCAUUUGGUAGAUUCUGAGAUAAAGGGCUUUUACCUUACAAAGGUUUGUAUUAUGGCAUCAAAAACUUUAAUAUCAUGGCCAUUAAUGCAAGAGGGUGCCUAGGGGUUCAUUAAUAACAGUAAUUAAGGACUAAGUGAAGUCCAGUUUGGUCUUUAAUCAUAUCAGUGAUUAACAAAAUUGGAUGACUGUGAAACUUUGAGGCCUGGUUUUAAUUUCUCUUUUAAAAAAUCAUGUAACACAUGAAAUUUUCCUAAAUUUGUGCUUGAAACAUUUGCUAUCAUCCUUGUGAUAUCAUUACACAUUCAAACAGAAAAAGAAACAUUAUGUUGCUGGGCAAUAGGUUUCUGACAGAGGUUCUUUAAGGCAAACCUUAGUCCAAAAAUAAGCACCAAAUAUAGGCAACACUUAUCCGGGACAAGUACUUACAAAUUAAUCUUUUUUGUUAUAGCUGUCAAAUGGAGUGAUGAGUCAAUUGGAGUAAUUGCAUCAAUAUGAUGAGUGUAAUAACAACACAUUCAAUCCUGAUGAUUCAAGCACCUUGCAGUCCAAGGAGGUCCCUAGGGGACCAAUUCAAGGUGUGAGUGCUAAGAAGCAAUAUUAAACAGAAUGGAAUAAUCUGUGGUCGACUAAUACAAACAUCAAAAUCAUGUCACAUGGAAUCGAUUUAUCUCUACUGGAGAUUCUCCUACUGCAUCAUACUCACGAAUGGAGGGUCAAGCGGAAUAUACUUUGCCUCCUUCACUCAAAAAAAAAUACGUCGGCGAGAUGAAGGAUGGAAUGUUUCAUGGAGAAGGUACUUUAUUUUUCUCAAAUGGAAGCAAGUAUGUUGGAAAGUGGGAGAAAGGAAUUGCAGUGGAGGGCAAAUAUACAUUUGCUGAUGGCUUAGAAUAUGAUGAACAGGAUUGGGACUAUUGUGAUGGAUACGACAGGAGAUUUUAUACCGAGAUCUGCCAUGGACUCAAGCCAGCAGGUCGAUCUCAGCUCACAAAUUGUAUUCCACCUCGAGAGAUUCCAGAAGGCUGCUAUGACUGUGGUGAUGGUUUUUACAAUCCUGUAUCAAGAGUGGUUGUUGACUAUGAUCAUGAGUUUCUUCGAAAUGCAGAUGAUGAUGAACAUGAUUGGAUUCUCAAAACAUGCAGAAAAGGCUGGGAUGAAAAUGUGGGAUACAGGCCUGAUCUUAUCAAGUAAAUCCUUGGAAUAACACAGGGACACCAAUAACACUUCCAGUCCAAAGGCAGGUGGAGUGGGAAGUGACAGGCUCCAUGUACUAAUGUCAGUCAUGGAAAACACAUUCCUUCCCUGUUUUGAUGAUUAUGAUAUCAUCUCUAACUGGCAGAUUUCAUUGUUGUAGCAUAAUCAUGUACAUCUUUCAACAGUACUCUAACCCAUAGUGGAAAGCAGAGGAAGUUUUUUGGUUGGCUUGCAGGUUACUGAAUGACUUGCCAGACCACAAUGGGUAUGAAAUUUCACAUUUGUCAAAUAAACCUAGAACUAUGUAAAACUAGUCCAGUGUACAGGCAUAAACUUAAUGCAGUAGAGAAGACAAGGUUUAAAUCUUAGUUGUUUUUACGCUAGAUAUUUUACAUGGAAAGGAAUGCAAGACUGCAUAUAACUUGUAAAUAAACCUAUUUUUUACUUCAAAACCUCCACCAUUAAAAAGAUCAAGAACAAUGCA